CGGGUUCACCGAAAGCAAGAUUUGUUAGGAGUUUAAUGCGGGCAUAUUGGCACUCCGUUUUACGGGCAACAAGAGGCUAAAUACUGCGGUCCACCCCCCAUAUAGUAAAGGGGUCUUAUUCGCCGUCUUGGGUUCUUUGACAACCGUGGGCAGCCCUGCAAGCGUCCAGAUCGCCGUUCCCUCCUAGCUUCGUUGACUACUUCCCCUUUCUCGGUGACAACGACAUCCAUCCUCUUUUUGCAUUGAAUACGAGAUACACCAUCCUAAAGUUACUCGACAGAACCCCUGACCUUGUCAAUUGAACCAGAGAAAGACCUCCCACAACCAAACCACAAGCCACAACACACAAAAAUCAUGGGCAGCAUCUCCGGCCCGGCAGCCACGGCGCUGCCGUACUGGCAAGUCAACGUUCCCACGGACCGCCGCACGGACGAGUGCCCGGAGGGCCUCCGCAACCUCUCGGCCAAGGACGUCGGGAUCCUGAGCACGCCCGACGCGGCCUACAACCGCCAGACGUGGACGGAAGUCCGGCGGCUCGUCGAGACGAACCGUCUGGAUCUGUUCCAGCGGGUGCCGAGCGAGCUGAGGCGGUACCGCUUGUUCAUCCACCACUUGAUCAAGGAGCACGGGAGCGUCAUGAACUUUGUGCUGAGGCAGCGGCUUGGGUGGGAGGAGCCGUUGAGGGCUACUGAGGGUAAGAGACCGUUUGAGGCAGACGGGGAUUAUAGGAUUUUGUACAAUGAUUGGCCGUAUGGGAUUGAUGGGCGGAUUGUGCAUCUUGUUGUUUGGACAAAGUUUGAGUUGGAGGAGAAUCCGGCGACGGGGGAUUUGACGGAGAGGGCGAGGGAGGAGAUUGAUCGGUUUGUGGAGGGGACGUUUCGGGCGAGGACGAAGCCUGAUACUGUCAUUUGGUUCAAGAACUGGCGGAGUCUCAAGUCCGUUCACGCGGUUGAGCAUUUCCACGUCAUGCUCUUCGACCCGGAUCCCGCGUUCAUUCGGGAGAUUACGAACGGGGAUGUGCCUCAGUGUGACAAGUUUGAGGCAUGAGUAGUAGGAAACUCGACGGGCCUAGGGAUCGGUGAAGGGGGGAGUUUGGGUGAGAUAUUAUGACGGCAAACGGCACAGAUCAAGGGGGAG
Colletotrichum scovillei is the source of this 1137-nucleotide messenger RNA. RefSeq lists its product as uncharacterized. Gene Ontology annotation, biological process: N-acetylglucosamine metabolic process. The coding region runs from base 355 to 1047 and encodes 230 amino acids. The record is from RefSeq and is a predicted model, not a curated record. NCBI's taxonomy places the organism in Eukaryota, Fungi, Ascomycota, Sordariomycetes, Glomerellales, Glomerellaceae. The transcript is spliced from 2 exons. Gene Ontology annotation, cellular component: cytoplasm.